This is a messenger RNA of Lentinula edodes (shiitake mushroom), 384 nucleotides long. RefSeq lists its product as uncharacterized. The record is from RefSeq and is a predicted model, not a curated record. The transcript has 3 exons. Bases 1 to 384 code for a protein of 127 amino acids. Lineage: Eukaryota; Fungi; Basidiomycota; Agaricomycetes; Agaricales; Omphalotaceae.
AUGCGUUUCUCUACUGCAAUCACCGCCAUUUUCAUUGUCGCAGCCCCUGCUCUCGCUGCCCAAAAGAGCAAGCCCUCCUCCGUCCCGUCGACUGGCUUCCUCUGUCCAACCAGCACGACCAACGGAAACUCUCAGAUUCCCGACCUUUGUGACACUCCUCCACACUCUAGCUCUGUUUUCGGAUGCACCUUCCGGGGCAAUACCAGUAGCACAUCGACGCUCAAAUGUGUAUAUGAUGUGCUUACUGGCGAGUGCACAAGCGCGGAAGAAGAUUGCCCCAAGUCAGCCCUCGAUCUUUCCAAGCGCUCCAUGCCUGCAAAACGUUCACAUAUACCCGCUCUUCCUGUUCCUGCUUCCCGUAAAGUGCACAGGAGCCGUCUUUAA